CAUGAAAAAUUAAAUUACAGAAAAAGAAACAGCAUAAGAACUUCCAUAGCAAAUGUAGGACCAGAAGUUUAGAGAGAGGAAAAGAGCUGUGUGCUCACUUUGUCUGGGAAACCUAAACCCAAACCCAGCCCUUCCACUGCUUUUGUGACUUUUCUCUUGUCCAGAGUAGAAGCAGAGAAAUAUUGGGGGAUAGGGGAGAGGACCUGUUGAAAUUGUGGGAUGAGGGAAUGUGCCCAAUGCCCUCAUCUCUGUCCCUUGAUGUCUCACUUCUUCCUCAGUAUCUCUUAUUAAGUCCCACUGACUCAAGGAGUAUCCUACUCUUUAAAACUCUGGCCUCAGUGUGAGUACAAAUCAAGAUUCCUUUCUUUUAUUCUUAAUACAGCUGAGACAUGAUAGAAUUUUCAUAAAAAUAGGGACUUCUGAUGCUAGGCUAAUUACUAGUUCUGCUCCAUUAUCCUCUUUGAAGGUCCCACCUGAUUGAUUUUAGAUACUUCCACUUGCAUCUCUGGAAAAGAUGCAUCUCCUGCUGUGUCUCCUUAGUCACACAGCUUUGUAGUAAAAACUGGAUGACAGAUAUGGCCUAUUCCUCAUUGGUCAUCCUUCAUAGGCACCGUCACAGGCCUUGCUCUUAAAAAGAAUUUAUGUGCACAGAAGCCCUUCCUUACCCCACAUGUUGGGACAGAGUGAGUUUGAUAUGAUGGUUAGAGCUUGAACUGAGGAGCCCUGCAGACCUAAUUUCAAAUCCUGGCUCUACCAUUUAAUUGCUGUGUGAACUUGGGUAUGUUAUUUAACAUCAGUAAACCUUAGUUUUAUCAUUAUAAAGUGUGAUGAUAAUCGUACCUACCUCCUAAAGUUUUUGUUUGAAUGUUAAUACCUGGUACGUAGAAGGCACUCAGUAAAUAUUGGCUCUUACUAUUAGGCCUACUAGAGGCUUUCUAAACAGCAGUGAAGAGCAAGUAGCAUUUUAGCUUAGCUCUGAAAGAUAAGUAGGCAUUGAGUAGGAUGUGAGGAAAGGAUGGCAGUCAAAAUACAAGGCAUAUACUGAGUAGACUCAUUUUGCUGGAUGAAAAGAUUAAUGCAGGAGAGGGGGAGAAAUUGAUGGGCAAUGAAGCUUGAGGGGAAGCUGGGACCACCAGAUACAGGAUGGUGUUGACUGCAAGGCUAUAGAGUUUUAGGAAGAAUAAUCUGAGAGUAAGAUGGGAGAUUAAGGGGACGGGGGGUAGGGAGAAAAGGAAGGCAGGGACCAAAGAGAGGAAGCUGGACUUCACAGAACUAGAUAGAAAAAUAAGUAUGAACAAAGAAUUACUUCUCCCUGGUGCUUGGAGACAGAGUGCACGUGAGAAGACAGGAAUCAAAGAAGGAAUAGUACAGAAACAGAUAUCAAAAAACAUCUCCUAGGUCAGAAAGGCGAACACAGACCCUAUUUGGAUCAAGUCAGUUUCCUGAGCCUGAAUGAUGACUGCUGAAUCAAGGGAAGCCACAGGCCUGUCCCCACAGGCUGCCCAAGAGAAGGAUGGUAUUGUAAUAGUGAAGGUAGAAGAGGAAGAUGAGGAAGACCACAUGUGGGGGCAGGAUUCCAGCCUGCAGGACACUCCUCCUCCUGACCCAGAGAUCUUCCGCCAACGUUUCAGGCACUUCUGUUAUCAAAACACUUUUGGGCCUCGAGAGGCUCUGAGUCGACUGAAGGAACUUUGUCACCAGUGGCUACGACCAGAGGUAAACACCAAGGAGCAGAUCCUGGAGCUGCUGGUGCUGGAGCAGUUCCUUUCCAUCCUGCCCAAGGAGCUCCAAGUCUGGCUGCAGGAGUACCGGCCUGAUAGUGGGGAGGAGGCCGUGACCCUUCUGGAAGACUUGGAGCUUGAUUUAUCUGGACAGCAGGUCCCAGGUCAAGUUCAUGGACCUGAGAUGCUCGCAAGGGGGAUGGUGCCUCUGGAUCCAAUACAGGAGUCCUCGAGCUUUGACCUGCAUCAUGAGGCCACCCAGUCCCAUUUCAAGCAUUCAUCUCGGAAACCCCGCCUCUUACAAUCACGGGCUCUGCCCGCCACCCACGUUCCUGCCCCUCAUCACCAGGGUCCCAGAGACCAGGCAAUGGCAUCUUCACUACUCACAGCAGAUUCCCAGGCAAUGGUGAAGAUUGAGGACAUGGCUGUGUCCCUCAUCCUGGAGGAAUGGGGAUGUCAGAACCUGGCUCGGAGGAAUCUCAGUAGGGACAACAGGCAGGAGAAUUAUGGGAACGUGUUUUCCCAGGGUUGUGAAAACAGGAAUGAGAAUGAGGAGUCAAUCUCUAAAGCAGAAAUCGCAGAAGACACAGCAUCACAUGGGGAGACAAGAGGAAGAAUCCAGAAAGAUUUUGGAGAAAAGCGUGAACAGCAGGGCAGAACAGAAAGGCAGCAGAGGAACCCUGAGGAGAAAACUGCAAGAGAAAAGAGAGAUUCAGGGCCAGCUACAGUCAAGGAAAAAAAACUCACCACAGGAGAGAGAGGUCCCAGGGAGAAGGGUAAGGGAUUGGGAAGAAGCUUCAGUCUGAGUUCAAACUUUAACACCCCUGAAGACGUUCCAACAGGAACGAAGUCUCAUAGAUGUGAUGAAUGUGGUAAGUGCUUCACAAGGAGUUCAAGCCUUAUUCGCCAUAAAAUCAUCCACACUGGAGAAAAGCCCUAUGAAUGUAGUGAGUGUGGGAAGGCCUUCAGUCUGAACUCAAACCUUGUCCUGCAUCAGAGAAUCCACACAGGAGAAAAACCUCACGAAUGUAAUGAGUGUGGCAAAGCCUUCAGCCACAGUUCAAAUCUCAUUCUGCAUCAGCGAAUCCACUCUGGAGAGAAACCUUACGAAUGUAAUGAGUGUGGGAAGGCCUUCAGCCAGAGCUCAGACCUUACAAAACAUCAGAGAAUCCACACGGGGGAGAAACCCUAUGAAUGUAGUGAAUGUGGAAAAGCUUUCAACCGAAACUCAUACCUUAUUUUGCAUCGGCGAAUUCAUACCCGAGAAAAGCCCUAUAAGUGCACUAAGUGCGGCAAGGCCUUCACCCGGAGCUCGACCCUCACUCUGCAUCACAGAAUCCAUACCAGAGAGCGAGCCUCCGAGUACAGUCCAGCCUCCCUUGAUGCGUUUGGAGCAUUCCUGAAAAGCUGUGUGUAAAGCGAGAAUUUGUUGAAAAGCCAUUUCCCCCUUUUGUUUCUAAAAUUAUUUCAGAGGUGUGUGCCCAUGGAGGGGAAGAAAACAUCCUCAACAGAUUUUUUUAAAUCACACUUAAGGAUCCUUAUAGUUAGAUCAGCAGUGUUCUGCCUUUGCGUAGUCUGUGGGCAUGUAAUUCUUCCACACAGCCCCUGCAGGAAAAAGUUAGUCAUAUGGAUAAGCCACAUGCUAUUUCCACACAAGAUAAAAGCACAUACACAGUAAAUGUCAAGCUUUUCAGUAAUGAGGAUACCUUUAAAGGCGCUGCUAGACUCUCAGCAACCGCAACAUAGAAUUGAAAGAUUAAGAUUGGCUCUGUGAAAAUGGUACUGAGGUUAAAGCUGCUUGCUGCAAACAAGUCCUGCUUGGCCAACAUCCUGCUGUACCUUGUUUCUCAAAAAAGAGGGACAAUUAAAACAAAAACUACAUUGGGACUUGCUGCUCAAACUAGUUAUAUAUACGAUAAGUUAUAUAUCUGAUCACUGGUAGCCUACCAAAGCUAUAGAAAUCUAGGACUGUGCUGAUCAGUAUCAAACCAAAGAUUUCUAUCUCUUCCUGAAAGAGAGGGUAUGUGCACCAGUCUACAGUUCCAAAGGACUGCCACAGACGUAGAUGGUUUUAUCCUCAUCAUUGAGAGAAAUUCUACUGAAAUGGCAACAGUGAUUCAAAAACACUUCUCUCCCUUCUGGAAGAAAUCCCUAAAGCACUAUCGCACUCCUACAUGCAUUUCUCUACAAGUUAGCACUUGAUUAUAUAUAUACUGUCUUUUAGUCCUUCAUUGUUCCAUGUAUGAAAGUUUUCACCACCCCCAAAAGAGAUGCUUUGAUCGUCAAGGGAUAUAUUUAUAUCCCCCACAGCACUAGACACAGUGCUGAACACACAAGAGGCACUUGCUAUGCCUCACUUCUAACAGGACAUGUAUGUUUAUGAUAAAGCCCUGUGAAUCACGAGUACUGAAAUAACGAUAGCCUGGCCCAACUUUUGAAGAGGACCUUCAGAGCCUGAGGCGUGCUAAAGCUAUAGAUUCUGAUGCUAUUUUUCUCCUAAAUAUAAAAGACAGGUGCUAGUUAGCUGCCUGCAUACACAUUCUAAACACAGAUCAGUGAGUAAAUGCCAUGGAAUGUCAAAAAUGACUCCAUUGUCAUCAUCUUAAAAAUACAAAAACUUACUAAGGCCAUUUUUUUGACAUCUUUCUAUGGCAAAGAUCUUAGGCAGAAUUCUCUUAGCUGCUGAACAAUGUGAUGACUUGGGCACUGUUUGAAUCAUUUGUAACUUUAAAUAAUGUAGUUCAGAAGAUGUCAUUUUUGUUGCUUUUCAGAAAAAGGAAAGUUGUAGGGAGCAUUUUUUUCCCCACACUUUCCAGAAACCACAAAAGCAUUUGACAUUAUUAGCUGGUAAUUACUAACUAAAUGUGUUUGUUGCUCGGAAAAGUUCACCAGUGUGCUAAGAUGUGGUUGGUUCUAUCAUAGUCAUAUUGCACGGUGUCUUUUCUCUCAUCACUGAAGACUGAGGUGAGGUUAUGAAACUUUGAUAUUUUCCAUCUUCUGUGCAGGAGGAUACAAUUGGCUGCCUGGAAGCUAAUGACAGAGACUUUUCAGAUACACAUACAGGACACCCAGGUAUUGUGGGCUACACAGGUAGUCAUCAGGGACUUGGCUAUAGGUGACUACGCUCAUGAGAGCAUGCAAAUGAUUGUGGGCAGCCCUGUAGGAACUUAGACACAGAAACUAAGAACACACCUAAAGACUAUCCCCAUAACUGGAGAACUUCGCAUUGAGUUUGCAAUUUUCCAUCAAGAAACAGAACUAAAACUAUCACUCAUCAUUUUGUUCCCUAACCUGCAACUCAGGCUGAUGAGACAGCAUGGCUUUAUGGGGAGCCAAUGACGUGGGGGCAACUAUGGCCUCAACUCCAGACCAAACUAAAAUUCUGCACAGCAGUAAUGCUUUGGCCUCUCUAUAACUUGGAGCAACCACAGCUUCCCUAUAGUCUAGUCUCUAAGCAGUUUCAUCAGUGUUGCUUAGGGAAUUCAAGGAAGUCAGCUGCUGACCAGAAUGUUUCUAUCCAUCCAAUUUAAGAAAAACAGAAGAGGUCCUCCAGAAGAGUAUACCUAAUUAACAUGUUAUAGUAAAGUGAAGGUGGAAGAAAUUCUUUCAGGACUUUCUUUAAAAGAGUGAGCCACAGUGAUGGUUGCACAGAAAACCUGGUGCUUUUGAGCAAAGACUUUUGCUGCUAGGAAGCAGCUGAAAGCAGUGAGGUGCUUAACUCCAGGCACUGAUCAAAGUACUAACUGUUCUUAGGAGGGGAAGAACUUUGGUCAGUUCCACAUUCGCUUUUUUUUGUUUUGUUUUUUAGCCACAACUACGUGCUGAUGUAAUUCAGCCAUCAUUUUUGUUUUUUUAAAAUGAAAGUUAUAACCUGUGCCCCCACAUUUUAUUUCCAUUUUCUGGGACAUCGUACUGACUGUGGGAUAGCCACUGAGAUUGCUUCACAUCUUCAGCAGAUGCACUCCUUGAAGCAGCUACUUGAAGAUAUGUUUUCUGAAGAAAACAGGCUACAGGUGUUGAUUAAACCUAUUUACAUUGCAUUCAUAUGUCAGCUGCUCAAUGCAAAGUGUAAUUAGGUCAUGGUCAAAAAGCUUACAACAUCUAAUUAGUGCUCAGGCUAGUCAUUCAAACGUUGUUGACUGGCUGAAGUCUGUUAACAGUACUCUGUAGUUAAUCAGUAGCAUGCUAGUUGACCUAAUGUAAGUUUUUGAAGGGCUUUUAAAAACAAUACCUUAACCUUGCCAGGAAGAGAAGUAAAAUUCUUCAAGUUGUAGGGUAUUUGUUUCUACUCCAGCCUGGCAGGCAAGGCGAAAGCCUGAGAGUAGAGAUGUAUAAGGCAUCUUGAUAUGUAAGGCACUUAGUAUUUUAUUAAAAGCAUAAAAGUGAAAUUGUGCUAAAUAUGUACAGAGGUCAGUAUGUUUGAUAGGUGAGACAAUUCACAUCUUAUGUACAUCAGAAUUCAUUUCAGGAGGGAACCUCUUGAAUGUGAUAACAUGGCAAAGCCUUUAAUCACAUCUCAGCCCUUAGCAUCAGAAAGCUUAUACUGUAAAUAAACUUUAUUGUUAAUAUUAUAUGUGAGGAAAACGUUCAUGUAUAGCACUCAUUGCUUCGGACAGAAAAUUCCAUCAGUAUGUUCUAGUCAUGCAAUGGAUUUCAGAAACACUGCAGAGGAUGCUCAAUCUUAACUCCAGAGGAUCCACAGAAGAAAAAAAAUGUGGGGAAAUGCUAAAGAAAUAGCAAAAUGUGCAACUUCUUACAAAAUUGUCCAUGUUGGGUACUUCUAUAUAUUUUGUAUGACCAUAGUGUCAGUGUCUGUGUUUUGUACUCUAGCCCCUGUUAUUCUGUAUAUUCCCUAUAAACAGAUAAUGUAUUUUAAUCUAUUUGACAGAACACAUCACUCCAAAAGAGCAAAGUUUUGGGGAUGAGUAGUGAAGCUGAUGUCAUUAUAGACAAAAAAUCAACUCACAGAACUGAGGAGGGGGAAUAUGAAAAAAAACAAAAACUUCUUAGUUUGGUGCUUAUCAGAUGAAGAGAGAUUAGUAGAUUCGUUAGGAGAGAAAGGUUAGUAGGGCACUAAAAUGGAACAAUUCCUAUUAACAUCUGCAGCUUCCUGAGAGCUCUCUUCAAAGCCAGGAAGUUGACCUCUUAGCGACCAGAUCACCAUUUCAAGCAAAGAGCUUGUCAGGGAGUAAGAGGGCCUUCUCCAUGAAUUGAGACUAGGGAGUGUCCUGGAAAGGUCAGUGGGACCACUGAACUUGGCUGGAUUCUGUAAACCAUAGUUCUGCUUCCCCCACUAACUCUUAAGUCUUUAUAAAGCUUCGAAAAUUUGAGAUAGGAAAACCCCAAGACGGGCUCUUUCCUGGAAAAUAGGCACAGGUGCAUCCAAUUCCGGCUUUGCAGGACGUUUUCUGAUAAGCAUUUUGCAGUAUUCCUUUUGGCUGUGCUCCUGUGUACCGUCCCUGCUCCCACUUCCCCUGGUUUAUGAUUGUUAGGAGAGGGCUUGUGAAGAUUCAUAGCUGUUGAAGACUUUUUUUUUCUGAUUUUGGGGGAAAAAAUUAGAGGUGGAGUUCCUCCCCUUUUAUUCCAGAGUUUGGUCAUGCUGAUGUUCUCAUCUGAAGCUGGCUAACCAGGUUCACCCAGGUUAAUCCUCAUGGAAGAGUUAUUGUGUGCACUGGAGUAACAGUAUUAAAAUGUAAUCAGUGACAGCAGUACUUGCCAGAGGAGCCAUAUUUUUGUGCAUCCCACUCGAAGCAACUUCUCAAAAAUUGUUAUGAGGGGGCUGGUGUUCCCCAUCUGGAAAACCAAAUGAAGGUCUGCAGAUUGCAAAGUGAAAUGUAGAAUCAGAGAAAAGGGGAUUAAGUGGCAUAUAAAUAGAUCUUUUUGCAGAAGUUAGAUUUUUAUUUCAACUACUACUGGAGAAUUUAAUAAGCAUUAUUUGAAAAGUUCUCCUAACCAUAGAUUUAGGUUUCAUUUGUAGAAUGGACACUACUGUACAUUUAAAAGCAGUUACUUAUUUUGCUAUUCAAAUUAAUUUUUUAUAUCUAAAAAUGAAAUUAUUUGUUUUACUUUUCAAAGCUUUGUAAAACAAACAAAGUUAUAGGGAGGUAAGCCAUCUCCAAUUCUGCAGGUCAAACAAAAGUUUGGGAAGUGCUUGGACAUCUGAUAAUACAGAAUGUCUUAACAUGAGAACUUAGUUUCAUAUUGUCUGGUUAUAUUUAAUAGUGGAUACCACAAACCUCAUCUUAUCCUAAAACAGUGGAAGGUAACGAGUGGGCAUUAAAUUCUAAACAAUGGUCUGUUGUUAUUUUCACAGAUUUUUUAAAAAUCUUUUGAGAUUCUCACCUCCAUUUACUAAAGAAUCAUGACUCACUUUACACAGUAAUCAGCAAAGUUAACUGGUCUUAAAAUUAUAUUUUCUCCUUUCAAGCAUUCAUUAAGCAGUGAGGCUGAGUGUUUUAAGAUAUAAAGAGAUCUGUGAAUGAUUGAAAAGCGGUGUUAAAAUUUGGAUUUCAUUCCAGUUUCAGAUUUGGGUUUUAAGUUCUUUGGUCCAGUGAAAGGACUAGGCAGCUGCAGUCUCCCCAAAUCACUAUCACUGAGUCUCCGGACAAGGUCAGAUGUGUUAAAGGAGACUGGGGAGAAGGCUUGUAACAGCCCCGAACUCCCAGCUGAGGAAGAGGAAUGAGGCCUGGUGGAGGGAGAGAAGAGGAACGUGGGGGAUGCACUGAGGUCAGUGCUCGCUCGCCUUCCCCUCACCUCAACUACUUAACAGUUUAAGGUUUUGGUCUGUCCUGGCAAGGGCAAAGCAUGUUAGACUUAGAGAUGCUUCUGAGAGUAGCAGGGGUUCUUACAGGAAAACAAAUAUAUGAGGGGGGUGGGGUGGGAGGAAGCAGAUUAUAAGUAUGCAGGAAAAUCUUGUUCUAAAAAUAUGAGUUUAAGGGUAAAGUGGGGGAUAUGCAAGUAAAAUCAAUUAUUUUAAAAUGAACAUGUAUUUUUAUUAACUUUUAGUUAAAUAUAGAUUAUUACAACCAGCUCAACAUGAUAAGCCUAAAUCUAUAGAGCUAACUCAGGCAUUGUCUUGUUUAUCUGUAGACUGGAUAAAACAAACCUUUCCUGUUUUGUCAGUUUCUGGUUUCUUAGUUUAGAAUAAAUUAGACCAAAAGAAGAAACUUACUUGUCUUCUUAUACUUACAGAAUUAAGUUAUUGCUGUUAAAACCUGGCAUUUUCAUUUCACUAGUCUUUGAAGAGUCCAGAUGCUUGGUAGAUGUUCAAUAAAUGAUUUUUAAAUCGAAUUUGUUCAUUUAAAAUCCUCAUUAACAUUUCUGGAAAAGCUUUCUCAGUAAAUAAUGGAAUCUUAGAAGAGAAGUGGUUUUGUUUUUUAAGCUAGGGAACUCCAUUGAAAAAAUUUGAAAACUUGAUUGAAGACUGAAGUUUCAAUCACGAGAAAUGGUAGCAAAAUAAAAUUUAUACACAUUGUAGUCAAUGGUCCAUUUUAGGAGGCCGGUGAUAUCUGACAAAUUAAGAGUAGUGAGGUUGGGGAAGGAAAUUGUGGGGAUUUGUAAUACUCUCUAUGUUGUUUCUCUUCUUGGGUCAUGGUAAAACAAUAAAUUAUCUCUAGAUGACAAUA
Molecule: messenger RNA, 9346 nt
Organism: Hipposideros armiger (great roundleaf bat)
Lineage: Eukaryota; Metazoa; Chordata; Mammalia; Chiroptera; Hipposideridae
Gene: ZKSCAN1
Product: zinc finger with KRAB and SCAN domains 1
Exons: 6
Coding region: 1453-3138 (561 amino acids)
Biological process (GO): regulation of transcription by RNA polymerase II
Molecular function (GO): DNA-binding transcription factor activity, RNA polymerase II-specific; RNA polymerase II cis-regulatory region sequence-specific DNA binding
Source: RefSeq, a predicted model, not a curated record